Mesocricetus auratus (golden hamster) is the source of this 6450-nucleotide messenger RNA. RefSeq names its product regulating synaptic membrane exocytosis 3 (gene Rims3). NCBI's taxonomy places the organism in Eukaryota, Metazoa, Chordata, Mammalia, Rodentia, Cricetidae. Bases 542 to 1471 code for a protein of 309 amino acids. The transcript is spliced from 8 exons. The record is from RefSeq and is a predicted model, not a curated record. Gene Ontology annotation, molecular function: transmembrane transporter binding; small GTPase binding. Gene Ontology annotation, biological process: regulation of synaptic plasticity; calcium ion-regulated exocytosis of neurotransmitter; regulation of membrane potential. Gene Ontology annotation, cellular component: presynaptic membrane; cytoskeleton of presynaptic active zone.
CUCUUCGCCUCCCGCCAGCCGUGGCUCAGGCUUUGCACUCGGCGGCGACUGAGAACUGUGGCGGCUACGGAGCCAGCAGUGCAGGCGGAGCAGAGCUGUCCGGCCCGGUGGCGGGCGAUGCCCCCGUGAGUCUCUGUCGCUGCCCGUCCCCGCCCCGCGUCCCUACCCCUUCGGAGUCCGAGCCCGCCAGGGGCCGGGCCGCGCCUACCGCCGGGUCCGCGGGGCGGGGUCCCGGGGCAGCACCUGCCUCGCCUUGCGGAGCCACUCUGCCAGCGGAGCCUCGCUCCCUGCGUGGACCCCGGCCCCACCUCGGGACCCUGUCAUCACAUUUCCUCCCCCUGGAAGCCUGCCCUGAUUGCCUUUACCUCCUUUCCUGAAAAUUGCUGUCUCUGCAGAAGUGAAGCUUUGUGCAAAUGCCCUAGGGGUGUGCUGUGGAGUGGGCACAGCCCCCUGUGAUGCGGAACGCCACACUCAGACUCAUCAGCUCCGUGAGCUUGCCUUUCCUUCCAGAGUUGCCUGAAGCCCUGCUGCCCUGCGGACCAUGUUUAACGGGGAGCCUGGUCCAGCCUCAGCUGGGGCCUCCAGGAACGUGGUACGGAGCUCCAGCAUCAGCGGCGAGAUCUGUGGAUCCCAGCAAGCAGGGGGUGUGGCCGGGACCACCACAGCCAAGAAACGGCGAAGCAGCCUGGGUGCCAAGAUGGUGGCUAUCGUCGGCUUGACCCAGUGGAGCAAAAGCUCACUGCAGCUCCCCCAGCCGGAAGGGGCCACUAAGAAGCUGCGCAGCAAUAUCCGACGGAGCACAGAGACUGGCAUUGCGGUGGAGAUGCGAAGCCGAGUCACGCGUCAGGGCAGCCGGGAGUCAACGGAUGGAAGCACCAACAGCAACAGCUCCGAGGGCACCUUUAUUUUUCCCACGAGACUUGGAGCUGAAAGUCAGUUCAGCGAUUUUCUGGAUGGCCUGGGACCAGCCCAGAUUGUGGGGCGACAAACAUUGGCAACGCCCCCCAUGGGAGACGUGCACAUUGCCAUCAUGGACCGGAGCGGGCAGCUGGAGGUGGAAGUGAUCGAAGCUCGGGGCCUGACCCCCAAACCAGGCUCCAAAUCCUUCCCAGCCACCUACAUCAAGGCUUACCUGCUGGAGAACGGGGCUUGUGUAGCCAAGAAAAAAACAAAGGUGGCCAAGAAGACUUGUGAUCCCUUGUACCAGCAGGCUCUGCUAUUUGACGAGGGGCCCCAAGGCAAGGUUCUGCAGGUGAUCGUCUGGGGAGACUAUGGCCGUAUGGACCACAAAUGCUUCAUGGGUAUGGCCCAGAUCAUGUUGGAUGAGCUGGACCUGAAUGCCGCUGUCACCGGCUGGUACAAACUCUUCCCCACGUCCUCUGUGGCUGACUCCACGCUCGGAUCCCUUACCAGGCGCCUGUCCCAGUCCUCUUUGGAAAGUGCCACCAGCCCCUCCCCCUCGUGCUCCUAAGGACAUCACUGAGGACAAGAGGCCAGGGGCUGAUGGGUGAAGGGAGCCCGCUGGCACACCACCCCCUGUACAUAGUCUCCGUGUCUUUCUGGACCCCUGACCCUGCUGCAUGCCUGUUGGCCACUGGGCUUGUCCCAGCUGGCAGUGGAGACUGUAGUGUGUCUGUGUGUAUGUGUGACCACAUUAUAUCCAUUUGUCUGGAUACAGUCAGUCCUGGUGACACAUGGAAUGCAAUCCAUGUCUCUAUCUUGCUGGAAAGAAUCUAAAGGUACACCAUGUGGACACGUCUUGCCCCUGGAGUCUCAAGGGGCGGAAGUAGAGGGUGUGGCCACUGGUGGGCCUGGUUGUCUUAUGGUCUCCGCUUGAUUUUCUGUCCUGUCUUUUGUUUCUUUGCCUCUCCCAUCAUUGCUGCUCUUUUCUGAGGAAUGUAGCAUCCAUUGCAGCUGACCAUACCUGGUUCCCUCUAGAAAUCCAAUCCCUUCUCCCUACCCAGCCACGCUGGUGGUCAUCCCAUUGAAUGCAUUCCACAGCAUGGGGCAUGCUCACUCAGUGCCCUGACCCAGCCCUCAGGAAAGCCAGAGGAUGUCUGGGGAAGAGAGGCCUUGAGAAUGUUUCUCUCCCUGGAGCUGACACCUUCUUACAGGCCAGGUACAGGAGAGCUGAGUUCCAGGGUGCUGACCAGACACCUAGAGGACAUGCUAGGGCCUCUCCUCCUCUGGAGUGUGCUCUCACAUGCCAAAGGAGCUCCCCCAGUGGACCCAGGGGUUUGCCUGUCAAAGCAGAUGGCCUUCUCAGGCAUCAAGGAUGGGCCUGUCCCCUUUUGUGAUAUCUCUGAAGGAGCAUGGCUUGGUAAGAGGUGUCAUGAGUAGGGCUGCUUGCUGGAGUAAGGAGAGCUAAGGCUGAAUUGUCUUGAGCUACCGUCAAGAAUCCUGUCUGACCUGGGGUUAGCUGCAUGAAGCUGUUCUUCCAGGGCUCUGCUUCCUUUGCUCAUCUGUAGACACCAGUCCCCAGCUGGGGUUCUGACACACCAGGGCUCCAGCCUGGCUCUGCACUCGGGUGCCUCUGUCACCAGCUCUGUACCAGCAAUACUCACCCCUCCACCUCCCAGCCUUUGAGUGGUCCCCUGCUCCUUUGGGCAGUGGCCUGCACUAGGCACCUACUGCCUCUGCUUUACCACCCCUCCCCCUGUCUGGUUGGGGCUCCUCCCAACCACUGAGAACCCUGUCGGAGGGACUAGUGCCUGGGCUCCCGCCUGAGGCAGCUGUUGUUAAUACUAAAGGCUAGCUCCGGAAUGCCGUAUCUGUUCCUCCUCUCUUUAGCUAUAGGGUGGAAUUGGAGGCUGUCUGGGAGAUGGCAAAGCAGCCCUGGUCCAUGUCCAAGAGGAAGGAGGAGGUGGGGAUAGAGGCAGGCUUUUUCUGUCUCUUCUAGCCCAAGUACCUGGGCAGGGACAGCUACCAGGGUGACUGUGAAAAGCCCUUGGCCCUUGUGUGAAUUCCAUUUGUACCAAAGCUGGGGUGCAUCAAACCAGGCCAGCCCAAAAGGCCUCCCUGUAGUCAGAGUUCAAGGUAGUGAAGAAGCCCCCACACAAACUGGGGGUGAGGGGGAGGAUGGUGAACAGGACCGAGGGCAUCUGUGCAGGCGGGGUAGUGAGGUAGUAGCCAGUGAGGUUCUCUUGCUGGCUGGGGAGUAUAUGUAUCUCCUGUAUCACUAGUCACGGGACAGAGCACGCUGGCCUCUGACCUUAGUGGGUUGGGGCAAGAAAGAAGCUGGCUUGGAAAAGGCUGUUUUCAUCUUGCUUGUAGUGUGUUCGCCUGUAAAGCUGUUAUCCUCUGGAUGGUGUGAAAACCAUCGGGAGUGGAGGAGGGCCAGUGACCUCUGCGGGUGUGGCACUAAGUCACCUCCAGGAGUGGGAGCGGCCAGCAGAGGGUCAGCAUGGGGGUGUGCUAGAGCCAGAGGAAGGGGUGAUGUGCUGGGAACUCAUGCUAACCUGCCUGCCUACAGUCAGUGGCUGUAAACUGCCUAGGAGUUGGGCACUUAGCUGUCCCACCCCUCUCGUGGAAGGUAACCCCCUCCCCCAGUUGAUCUUGGGGAAUUCACUCUUUUUAAUAAAUAAUCCCGCCUAGAUUCUUGCCCAUUGUGUAAGGCUAGUGUGUACAUGUGAUAGAGAGGCUGGAUUUAAAGCUGUUUCUCAGCACCCUGGAUUCAGGGCUUUACCAGGAUGCCGUUCUAGAGAUAGCCCUGUCCCAGAAGAGGAGUGUGACUCCUGCCUGGGCUGGGAGCCAGCUGCCCUUUGAGGAAAGGACAAUGAGUCAAGAAGUAACUGGGUCUUUGUGAGGUCCUUUACCAACAGGCCACCUCAUCCCCCGCCCCGGUGGCAGUCAUCCCGUCUCCUCUACGCAGGCCAGAUUCAUCGGCCCUGUAGUUAGGCAGGAGCAGCCCUGCCACGAUGCUGGGCUGUGGCAGUGAUGAGGGACUCAGAGCACAUGGCUCUGUAUUUCUGCCCUGCUCAGCCUGUCCCACUUUCCCACAGAUUCCUUCCCUACAAGGAAGUCAGAGAUGGGACUCUGUGAUAGGAAACAUUCUCCAGGAAAUGGGCCAGGUCUUGGUUUGACAAGGAAGGGGACAUUUGGUCCUUUGGGGAAGAACCAGUCGCAAAGGAGCUUUCACCCAGUCUCUCCUCCCACCCAGCUCUACUGAGGAGCACCUACUCAGGUGGUCCUGGCAAUGCCAGCAUGCCACAAGGUAGAGGCAGAACCAAGGAAAGCUCUAGAGAAGCAGGGGUGGUGGUGCCGGGGUGAUCCUGCACUGGGGUCAAGCUAACUCUCCCAGGGGCUCGACCCCCCAACCAGGGAAGCAUGCCAGCACUUCCUUUACUGCCAGCCUGGGGGAGACCAGCAGCCUCGUUUUUUUUUUUGUUUUGUUUUUUGUUUUUUAAAAGACAAUUGAACCCUCCCGGGCAUUUCUUUGGAAAUGAAAUGUAGCACAAUCCUCGACUGUGUUCCCAGGAGCCCUGUCAUACCCAGGGGCCUCACACCGCAGGUUCUGCUUCCCCCGGGGACCCAGAGCUCCUGAUACCUCAUGUUCUCCACCACCCUUGGCCUAGGAAGCAGUGGCACCCAGCAAGGCUGCUCUUCUGUGUUUCUCCGAUUGCGUCCAGCACUGUGCAAACUCUUUAAGAAGUCGCUGCCUUUGACCGAGGCUGCUGUCUUCUGCGUGGGGAGAUGUGGUACUUCCUGCAGGGCCGGAAGCUUGUCCAGCAGCAUUUCUGUCGUGGCCACAGGGAGGUGGACGAGAAGAGGCUUGCUUCCCUACCACCUCCUACUCUCCUGCUCCUCAGUUGUCUCCACUGUCCUGACACAUAAAGACGUUCUUUUGAAUACGCCGCCUCUCCUGCAUCGUCUUCCUCGGGAUGAUCAGAGAGGAGCUGGAAACAUAGACUCCUUCCCUGCCUUCUCCCUCCAGUCUGCUUCUAGCCCAGGUCCUAAGAGGCUGGGGAGAUCAGCCACCAUCAGAGAGCAGGGGAGCCCUGUCCAAUCAGGUGUGGCUUGAUGGUGGCAGGAUCAGCCUGGCCUGGCUGGGAAAGGGUCAUUUUGAGAGUGCCUGAGCAUCUCAGAGCAAUGUCAGUGAUGCCAAAGAGAGCGACUUGGCCUCCUUGGGUACCAGCUCUGUCGGUGGAGCUGGACAAACACGGAUCAGAAGUUGGCAUCCCAAGGGAAGGUCCUUGUUCUCUGACAAAGGGCUUAAUCUUUCCAUGUAGCAAAGCAACUCCCCUCCCCCAACCCUGAGUUUGGGCUUCUGUGGGCCCAGCAUGGCUGUGCCUGUACGGAAAAACCAAGCCGUGUGAGUGACAGACCUGUUUUCUCCCUAGGGCCUAGUCUGUCUCAGCAGGUGCUCCUUGAAAAGCGUGAGUGUUGCUUUGGAGAAACUGGUUCUGGCUGGACACUUGCCCGCAGGGACAGGCUCUUGGACCUGCCAGGAAGUUCAUACUGAUGAUGCCAGGAAGGGUCCCUGGAUCUGAGAAUCCCAGGGACAACUGAGCAUCUGCCCCAUUAGCCAAUGACCUGGACAGGGAUGGCUGUUCUGUACCCCUCCCCCCUCUUUUUGCCAGAAACUGUGACCUGUGCGAGACUCCUCACCGGGAUUUGGUGCCCUCAUCUGUAACAUCAGAGCAUUAGCUGUUUGCUCCAUGGCUCCCUCCAGGCUUCAGAAGUCUAUAGCUUGCUUGGGUGGUGAGGGCGGUAAGGGCCAGGUUCUUGUGCUUGGAGCAGGUCCUCAUUUGAUCAUACUGCUCCUGGCAAAAGAACCCCAGAGCCCACAAACAUGGCUUCACCUCUUUGUAGCCCCCCCCCCCACCUCUCUGGUCUUGGUGAGAAAUGACUGAUUCCAAGGUGCCAUAAUGUCACCAUCUCUGCUGUAUCCUGAGUAAGGCCAUUUCUCAUUCUGCUUCUAGAUGGCAGCCCGGGAAGAGGGGGCACUUGGAGCCUUUAAAAGGAAUUCUCUCUGGUGGGAUGAGAGAAGGAAAUUCCAAGUAUUUGGCUUUUUAAAACCACUUCUCCUUCCCAAAUAUCUUCUCCCAAACGUUAUCUAAGAAGGCAGAGUGGCUUCUUCCUCAGGGAAAGCAGACCUGAGACUUCUAGCAACUCCUGUAGCAUGGAAACUCACAGAAGGCAGGAACCCCUUUUUUAGAAUUUCCAAAUGCAUCCUGCAAAGAAAGAGAGCGAGAGCUGUUAGGGACUGACAAGCACACUGUUUAGAUAAGAAGUAAUUAGCCUUUUAUAUCUGAGCUCUCUGCAGUUUCUGUGUGCAGCGUCUUUCCAAACUGCGGCUCCUGGAUGGCAGGUGGACAGCUGGGAGGGAAUGCCGGCUGUCUCAUGUGACAACGUCCUUGCCAAUCCCCUUGAGGAGAAAAUUCUUCACAUGGCUUCUGCAUGUACAGUAUUUGGGCAGCAAAAAAAAAAUUAAAGUUCAUUUGAAAUUGG